CGUAUUCAUUCGUUUCGAAUUUUGGUUCUGAAAUUGUCUAAUAAUAAUUUCCUUAUCCUCAAAAUAAAGUAAAUAAAUCUUCCUUUCUCUAUGACACAAAACAUAUCUAAAUUUGUGCGGCUCCUAAGUUUACUUCCCAACCAUCACUACUCUACCGGCGCUACCACUCAUAUCCACCGUACAAUGACAACCACCGCCGUUAACCCAUCCAACACUCGUUUGGGCUGGAUCGGUACUGGAGUAAUGGGCCGUUCAAUGUGCGCCCACUUAAUUAACGCCGGUUACACUCUCACCAUCUUUACCCGAACUCCAUCCAAAGCCCAAGAACUCAUCUCCAUGGGAGCCCAAUGGGUCGACACACCAAAAGCUGUCGCUUCUCAAUCCGACGUCGUUUUCUCUAUUGUCGGUUACCCUUCCGAUGUUCGCCACGUCAUCCUUAACCCUAACUCCGGUGUUCUUUCCGGUCUCCGUCACGGCGGCGUUGUGGUGGAUAUGACUACUUCUGAACCUUCGUUAGCAGUUGAAAUUUACUCCGCCGCCACCGCCGCUGGUUGCUCCGCCGUUGACGCACCGGUUUCCGGCGGCGAUCGGGGAGCUAAAAAUGCUGCUUUAUCGAUAUUCGCUGGUGGUGAGGAAAUGGUUGUUAAAAGGCUUAAUCCGUUGUUUAACCUGCUUGGGAAGGUUAAUUACAUGGGUGCCCCUGGAAAAGGGCAGUUUACGAAAUUAGGGAAUCAAGUAGUUAUUGCUUCAUCUAUGGUGGGUUUAUGUGAGGGGUUAAUUUAUGCACAUAAGGCUGGUUUGGAUUUGAGUCAUUUUUUGAAUGCGAUUUCGACGGGUGCUGCUGGGUCGAAAUCGUUGGAUUUGUAUGGGAACAGGAUAUUAAAUAGGGAUUUUGAACCUGGAUUUUAUGUGAAUCAUUUUGUUAAGGAUUUGGGGAUAUGUUUGAGGGAAUGUCAGAAUAUGGGUUUAGCUUUGCCUGGGUUAGCGUUGGCGCAGCAGCUUUAUCUGUCGCUUAAAGCUCAUGGUGAGGGCGAUUUGGGUACUCAAGCUCUUGUUUUAGCGCUUGAGAGGAUUAAUAAUUUGUCACUUAAAUCUGAGGGUUCUCCUGUUGGCAAACUUUAGACCUGUUGUAUCUUUGAUCCAUGGCUAGUAUGUAUCUGUUUAUGAAUGUUAAUGUUCUUACAUUUGUAUUCUGUAUCCGUUUAUCCAGUUAUGAAUGUUAAUGUUCUUGCAUAUAAAAGAAGGUGAGAGUAAUAAUCUCUAGUAAUUUGAUGAGA
Messenger RNA from Lycium ferocissimum, 1277 nucleotides. RefSeq names its product probable 3-hydroxyisobutyrate dehydrogenase-like 1, mitochondrial. NCBI's taxonomy places the organism in Eukaryota, Viridiplantae, Streptophyta, Magnoliopsida, Solanales, Solanaceae. Bases 91 to 1122 code for a protein of 343 amino acids. The record is from RefSeq and is a predicted model, not a curated record. Gene Ontology annotation, molecular function: oxidoreductase activity; NADP binding; NAD binding. The transcript has a single exon.